CGGUCCCGCAGCUCCGCCCCCGACCUGGCCCGGCCCGGCCCGGCUCUGGGCCCGCUCGCCCGCCGCCCCGCAUGGAGCUGUCAGCCAUUGGCGAGCAGGUGUUCGCGGUGGAAAGCAUCCGGAAGAAGCGCGUGCGGAAGGGCAAAGUCGAGUAUCUGGUGAAGUGGAAAGGAUGGCCCCCCAAGUACAGCACAUGGGAGCCGGAAGAGCACAUCCUAGACCCCCGCCUUGUCAUGGCCUACGAGGAAAAGGAGGAGAAAGACCGUGCAUCGGGGUAUAGGAAGAGAGGCCCGAAACCCAAGCGGCUUCUGCUGCAGCGGCUGUACAGCAUGGACCUGCGCAGCUCCCACAAGGCCAAGGGCAAGGAGAAGCUCUGCUUCUCUCUGACGCGCCCACUUGGCAGCGGGAGCUCCGAGGGGGUGGUCAAGGCGGGGGCGCCUGAGCUGGUGGACAAGGGCCCCUUGGUGUCCACCCUGCCCUUCCCGCUCUGCAAGCCGCACAAGGCCCACAAGUACCUGCGGCUCUCACGCAAGACGUUCCCGCCCCGUGGGCCCCACCUGGAGAGUCACAGCCAUCGACGGGAGCUCUCCCUGCAGGAGCCACCAGCCGCAGAGGUCCUGCAGGCAGCUGGCGAGUGGGAGUCCACGGAGCAGCCUCCUGAGGAGGAGGCAGAUGCAGACUUGGCCGAUGGGCCCUCUCCCUGGACACCCACGCUCCCCUCAAGUGAGGUGACCGUGACCGACAUCACCGCCAACUCCAUCACCGUCACCUUCCGUGAGGCUCAGGCAGCCGAGGGUUUCUUCCGGGACCGCAGCGGGAAGCUCUGAGCCUCGGUGGCCGCUGUCCUUAAACUGUUUUCUUUGGGGCUUGGGUGGGCAACUCCACAGAUGGGGAUGGGUUGGGGUGAGUUCCCUAUUUUAUUUUUAAAAACUGCUGAGCAGAAGGAGCGAAGACCCCACCACCCUCCUGUCACCCCGCCUUGCUCUUUGAGGGACAUUUCUAGCAGGCCCUUGGGCGGGGCUGGGAGGGUGCUCUGGUGGCCCUGUUGUCUCUUUUGGGAUGGCGCAGGGCCUCCUGCCUGGGAUGCCUGUCUCAAAUUCUAGGAAUCUGGGGAGUCCAGAGCUCUGCCUCAAGCAGUAUCCCAUGCUACCCUCCACCCUUACUUUUUAAAUUUUUUUGGCUUGGAUUUUCUUUUGAACUUCCCACUCCAG
This is a messenger RNA of Octodon degus (degu), 1211 nucleotides long. RefSeq names its product chromobox 7 (gene Cbx7). Lineage: Eukaryota; Metazoa; Chordata; Mammalia; Rodentia; Octodontidae. Bases 72 to 827 code for a protein of 251 amino acids. The transcript has 6 exons. Gene Ontology annotation, biological process: negative regulation of transcription by RNA polymerase II. The record is from RefSeq and is a predicted model, not a curated record. Gene Ontology annotation, cellular component: PRC1 complex.